Molecule: messenger RNA, 6265 nt
Organism: Frankliniella occidentalis (western flower thrips)
Lineage: Eukaryota; Metazoa; Arthropoda; Insecta; Thysanoptera; Thripidae
Gene: Usp47
Product: ubiquitin carboxyl-terminal hydrolase 47
Exons: 24
Coding region: 329-4318 (1329 amino acids)
Biological process (GO): protein deubiquitination
Cellular component (GO): nucleus; cytosol
Molecular function (GO): cysteine-type deubiquitinase activity; cysteine-type endopeptidase activity
Source: RefSeq, a predicted model, not a curated record
CCUUCUUGUGUUCCAAUGUUUAUGUGACAUUCUCUGUUCUUUAUCCUUUCUUAUUUUUUAACUAUUAUUUUGUUAAAACCUUGAUUGAUUUAUUGAUUUUUCUACUCCAAUGUCUGUUAAUGGAGCUGGCGGUGUAGGUUUGAAAACUCAAGUCGGUUUUGUAGAUCCUAUAAAUAGUCUGUUGGUAUAGUGCCAACAUCCCCCUCUCUCCUCUCACUCUGCUCUGUCCUGGCCAGUGUGGGAGCCUUCCCUCCUUGUAACUUUCAGUUGUAGGGAUGGGCUAGCCAUUUUUUAUCCAAAUUAUCUAUUCGGCACGAAGGAUUUUAACAUGGUGCUGUUAUUAGAGUAUGACUCUGCCAUCAUUGAAGUCAAAGAUGAAAUGCCAGAAGGAGAUGGACAGAGAUUUUCAAUCUCACUUCCUCCAUCAUCAUCUGUUCAAGAACUCUUUUCCACCGUUAUGGAUGGUCGUAACUACAGUCCAGAGUCGUAUGAUUUGGUGCUUGUGAAAGAAUGGGGUGAAUCCGAAGUAGACAGGAAUUGUGAAAAGAGUUUAAAGGAAGUUGGUCUCUCAUUUGGAUCAGCAAACAAGAAUCUGUUGAGGAUCAUACCCAAAACUGCCACUAACCCAUCCAUUGUGAUUAGCCUUGCUAACAAAGGGGGAAGCAACUCAUCUAGACGUCGAUUACGAGCAAAAAGUGACUGCAGGGAUACAAAACAACUUCGGAUUACCACUUGCGCCCGGAAAAUUGGAUACGUCGGUCUUGUGAAUCAAGCCAUGACAUGUUACUUGAAUAGCCUCUUGCAGGCAUUGUUCAUGACACCUGAAUUUCGUAACUCUCUCUACAAAUGGGAGUUUGUGGGAUCCUUAGAAGAGACUCCAAAAUCUAUUCCCUAUCAACUUCAGAAGCUGUUUUUAAAUUUGCAGACAUCCUCACGCACUGCUGUUGAAACAAGUAAAUUGACGAAGAGCUUUGGAUGGGAUGCAAGUGAUUCAUGGCAACAGCAUGAUAUUCAGGAACUAUGCAGGGUGAUGUUCGAUGCUCUUGAACAAAAGUUUAAGGACACCGAUCAAGCUGACUUUAUCAACAAUCUGUACCAGGGAAAAUUGAUUGAUUAUGUCACAUGUUUAGAAUGCAAAACUGAAAAAACUAGAGUGGAUACUUUUCUAGAUAUUCCACUACCAGUCCGUCCUUUCGGUAGCACUGUAGCAUACAACAGUGUGGAAGAAGCAAUGCGUGCAUUUAUUCAGCCAGAGACCUUAGAUGGAAAUAAUCAGUAUUUUUGUGAGACAUGCAACAAAAAAUGUGAUGCCCAUAAAGGUCUGAAGUUUUCACACUUUCCAUAUAUUUUAACUCUCCAUCUCAAACGUUUUGAUUUUGAUUAUAAUGCAAUGACACGUAUCAAGCUGAUAGACAGGGUUGAAUUCCCCCAUGUUUUGAACAUCAAUGGGUUUCUUUGUGAUGAAUCCAAAAGUUCUCUAAGUAAAGAGAUACCUGGGGUAGUUUCUGAGGGUGAAAUUUCCAAUAAUGGUACUAAGACAGAGGAUGGAAGCAUAAUCGAUAAUGUUUCCAAUGGAGAUGAUGAGGGCUGUCAAGCGGCAGAGCCUUCACAUGAGUCAGCAAGUGGCAGCAACAGCAGUGGCAGCAAUGUAGAUAUCCAGGACUAUGAUGAGGGAAUUGAUCUUAGCAAUGGCACACUGAAUCUGCUUGAGAAUGAGAAGAAUCAACGCCUCAAAGAAGGAGAUGGACCUCCAGGCCCAUACAUUUAUGAACUUUUCUCAAUCAUGAUUCACUCUGGGAGUGCAUCUGGUGGGCACUAUUACGUGUACAUCAAGGAUUUUGAUAAAGGUGAAUGGUUUUGCUUUGAUGACCAGUCUGUCAGCAGGAUUACAAAUGAAGACAUAUCUAUGACAUAUGGUGGUGGCAGUCACCGAGUGUAUUAUUCUGGAGCUCAUAGCUCCAGUACCAAUGCAUACAUGCUAAUGUAUCGUCAAAUUGACAAGAAAUGUAAUCAAUCGGCAAUGACUAUUGACAAGUUUCCUCCACAUAUUUCUGAACUUGUCAGAAAAAUGCAGGAAGAAGAGGAAGAAGAAAGGAUAAUUCGCGAGCGUGAUAAAGAUCGCUUGAAAAUUAAAGUUUAUUUUCACCUUCCAGGUGAAAGCAAUAGAUUUGAAACCAAGCUUGUGAUUGAUGGAGACACUACUCUUGCUGAAGCCACUGCUAUCGCACAUAAUUUAUUCAUUCUAGAUGGUGUUGUUCCCCUUGAAAGGUGUAGACUUGUUAGUUAUGAUAGUACUAAUGAAACCAUGGACCUGAGCUUUGAUGGUCAAGAUGGAGAACCUAUGAGCUAUGUGUAUUCUAGUAUUCAAAAUCCUUUGGCUCAGAGUUUAUAUCUUGAAAUCAGAGAGCCUGAUGCUCAAUUCGAGCCAUAUCGUCCAGGAGGCAUUGGAAUUAAAGUUCACCUAGUCAACAUGGAAACAGAAGAAGUUGAACCUCCUGUAGAAGUUCGAACUCAGUUGACAACAUUGAUUGGAGAGAUGAGACCUAAAAUUGCAAAAGCUCUCAAACUCUCUCCAAAAAUAAAAAUUAUGAUGGAAGAAUAUGGCGAAAGUCCAAUUGAACUUGACGAUGAGAAGACUUUACAGAGUGCUGGCUUUUAUACAAGCAACAAGAUUUUUGUGGCUGAAGAAAUUGAUCAAAGUGCUGACUUCCUGGAUAAAAUGACUGCAGUUAUUGAAAGGUUCAGCAACACUAUUACCUUGUAUUGUACUCUACCUGAUGCUGACAAAGAGAGUCUUGCAAAAUUAGGUAUUCCUCCUUUAGCAGUCUCAGACAACAGUAAACUUACAAAUGGAGAUCGCGAGGCUGCCUGUGAAUCUAUUUGUAACUCACAUGUACUGACUAAAAGCACAUCUCGUGGGACAUCACCUCAACUACCCCCUCUUGAAGGUGAAGAAGAGUGUCUUGCAAACACAGUCUGCAGCGAUCAAAGUACAAGUGAAGAUAGUAGUCUAACUGAUAGUGAUAGAACUAUCGUUGGAGAUGAAGCUGACUAUUGGACUGAAGUAUCUCCUGUUAGCAAUUCUCCAUCUGAAGAGAAGGAUCCUUCAUCAAUGAAAAUUAAGAGAGAAGGAAAUGUAGGAGCAUCUGAAAAGGAAGGAGAUAAUGCAACUGAUGAUGAAUUUUGCAACAAUGGCUAUUAUUAUCUUAAGAUUUAUCCAUACAAAAUGCAAGAUUCUAAAACUAUGGUUCGUAUACAAGUGGACAAGCGCAUGGUGAUGGGCGCACUUAAAGCUGCACUUGCUCGGCAUAUGGGUAUUGCCUCUGAUUAUAUUAAGCUAUUCCGAAAAUGCAAGAGCAAUGAGUUCCCAUAUUCAAAUGUAAAUGACCCAUUAAGUAAAUUGUGUGAUGUUGAACACAUUAUAGUCCGCUUGGAAAGAGCACUACGUCAUGGGGAAUAUCGAGGAAAAGUCUUCCAGCUUUUCGCUAAUGAUGAAGAACCAAUGAAAUUUUUAUGUGACUGGAUUCUUACCAAAGAUAUGCUUGUUGGUGAAGCAAAGAAGAAUAUUUUAGAGGAACUGGCCUGGAGGAAUGAGCUCUAUAUUCCAUCUGAUGAUAGGUGCCGUUUACGUAUGAAAAAAUGGAAGAAUCCUGGGAAAAUAUUAUUGGAUUCUCAGUCAUUUCAAGAUCUUUGUUUAACACCUAACUGGGAACUUUGCCUACAAGAGUUAAAUGAACCGGAAAAUGUAACAAGUCCAUCUCAAGUUACUUUGAUGGUUAAACAGUUCAAGAGUAACAGUGAUAUCUUUGAAAUCACGCUUGAAAAUCCAUUAUUUGCUGAAUUGAGAGAGAAGCUCAGCGAAAUAAGUGGAAUCCCACUGGAAUCAUUGGAAUUUGCUAGACCUCUGGGAAGUUUCCCUUACAACCAACACCGACAUAUAAAGUGUUAUCGUCAGGAAAGGAAUGUGAGUCUGCAGUGGGAAACCAUUUGUAGUUGUAAUUUAGAGGAUGGAACAUUUUUGUACUACAGAAACAAAGAUGCGGAUGGGGUUUUAGAGUGUAAUGGUGAAUUGACUGGUUUAAGGGAUACACUCAGACGAAAUUAUAGGUGCCUUUCAAGGAGAGCCAGGGCCAGUGAUGCUGAUAGUUCAUUGGACCAAAACGACCAAGAAUCUGGUGCAGAUUCAGAAUCCUUAAAUACUGAAUAUCGUCAGAUACGCUUCAUGAAACCUCAUCGAAAGGAUGGAAACAAAGACGGAAAGGCACUAAGAAUAGUUGUGAGCCCAACACCAACUUGUAUUAAAGAAAAUGUUGGAUAGUUUACUUCUUUAAUGAAGGAUAGUUUAACUAUGACAUUUUGUUUUGAUUGAACUUACGUAAUUGUUAAGUUAUGUGAGUGCAAAACAUUACCUUUUAACUGCCUAACAAUUUUCAAAUCAUUUGCAAUGUGUGCUUUGUGUCCUCACCUCUUUGAUUAAAAUGUCCUUUUGUCUAAUGCAUUUUUAGUUGUAUGUACCUACAGUAUGUAUUUUCUCUUUACACAAAGCUUGUGCGGACUGACAGAAAUGCUUUUAGAUCAUUAUUUCCUACAUACAAGCAUUUCUGAUGUUUCUGUUUCAUUAUUUUCUCUUCUCAUUUGUACAAUUGUGAUUGGUUUUCGUUUAUCUGUUGCUUUUGAUUGUCAUAAACGAACUACAGUAAAAUUAGUUCUAGCUUGCAUUAUUCUAUGACAAUUAUGUGAUAGAUUUCAAAUGUAAAUGUGAUAAAAAUUAGUUUUGAUCAGUAUUUUUUUUUUUUUAAUACGGUACAGCACAAACAUAUUUUUCUGUUAUUUGUUAACCAUCUCAGGGUUGUGUGAUGUCAUAACUUAUUUAAAUAUGUAGCUUUCAUUUUAGUUUUCUCUCAUUUUAGCAUUCAGAUGAGUGUACCGUACCUCGGUGUUACUGUUUUCUAUUAUUUGCAGUAUUUUAUUCUUCCUUAACUUUGUUACAUUUGUGAGCUGUUCAAAGGCAUGUAGAUACCCUAAAAGCUGUUUGUCAUGUUUCGUAAUAGUUUCUAGUGAAUGACGUUAACUGAUUUAUUCAAAUUGUUAUGUGCAUUGUCUUAUUGCCUUGUUGAAGAAGUGCCAGUCUUUGUUAUUUGCAUUGGUAUGACCCACAAGCUGAUGAGAUAUUUAGUCUAGAAAUGUGAAAAUCGUGCCAUAAUUAAUUUCUGUCCAUGCUGUACAUAUCAUUUUAAGUAUGUAUAAUUUUGUAAAUGUUUAUAACAUUUUCACAUGUAACACAAGCAUUUUGUAAGAAUCUCAACUAUUGUCACAUUUGUAUUUGGCUGGACUCCAUACUGACUGCAAGCAUUAAGCUUUAAAUGCCACCUUUGUACACUGAAAACCCAACAGUGUGCCAGUAACCACUCUGUUUAAUCAGCAUGUGCUAAGUACACCGUUAGAUGUUGAGUGUACUUUUAUAUCAUAUAUGUUCAGUACUUAAUAUUUGACACUUAACAAUUUUGGGUUUGAAGAUUGUUCUUUAACUUCAUUUUUGUUGUGAUUUGCAACUGUUAACAGUGCAUGUGCUGUGAUGAGACCCAUAACCAGCUGUCUUUGAGUGCUUCUCUCCUAAUGGUACUUUACAUUUAAUUGUAACUUUUGUUUUGUUUUGUUUUUCUUUGUACAUCAUACAUACAAGAGCUCUUGUUGUCUUCUCCUAAAUAAUGAAUCUUUGUGUUACUAGUAUUGUUAAAACCAUGAAAGAAACAGACGAAAAUGUUUCAUGUCUUAUGUAUUGCACGAAAUUUGCCCUACAUAUCUUAUAUGUUCAACUUUCAGAGAAUUUAGUAUCAUUCUGUCAUUUUAGUACAAAGUUAAAAUAUCUUAUUUGACUUGCACAAUAUAUUUUCUUUUCAUCAUAGACUGAUAAUUUGAAACAACAUAUUUAGUAAGUUUAUAAAUAUUUUAAGGUUUUUCCCAUUUUGUAAAAAUAUUUCAUAGAAAGAAAAAUUGAAAGGUACAGUGCCAAGUACGGUGGCCUGCCUGUAUUGUGAAUAGCAAACUGGAAAUGUACUCCUUCAGCUGAAAUGUCUGGAAUGAGUUCUUCACAUCAUCGUCCUUAUGAAUAUAUGUACCGUUGUCACAUGUAGAAAGAAGAUCAAAAGAAUCGAACAGUAAGUUUUGCAGGGUAUUUGCUUAAAUCAUCUCAUUAUUUUCUCUGAGAUGAUUUUUUUCGUGAUAUUUUUUGUCCUUUGUGAAUAAAAGAAAUGAUUAUUUCUCA